Messenger RNA from Aplysia californica (California sea hare), 4191 nucleotides. Its product is annotated as G-protein coupled receptor GRL101-like. The record is from RefSeq and is a predicted model, not a curated record. Gene Ontology annotation, molecular function: protein binding; G protein-coupled receptor activity. Gene Ontology annotation, cellular component: membrane. Gene Ontology annotation, biological process: G protein-coupled receptor signaling pathway. NCBI's taxonomy places the organism in Eukaryota, Metazoa, Mollusca, Gastropoda, Aplysiida, Aplysiidae. The transcript is spliced from 3 exons. The annotation marks the transcript as partial.
AUGUGUACCGUCACGCGCUCACGGAGAACAAGUGAUGUGAAAUCAUCCUGGACAGAAAAGACAAAGUACACUGUAUCUGGCGAGCACAUUUCUGUGACCAACGAUUUGAGACCCAGUCUUGUCUACAGUAGGCAGUUGGAGAACAACUUGUGGUCCGUUAAACAAGAAAACCGCGAAACACAUAAUUUUAAUCUUGGACAUCUAUUAAGUAAUGUUUCCCGAGACGAGUUGGAGAGAGUCAAACGACAAAGUUCUGCUCAAGUGAACUUUUAUAAGAACUGUCAGAAAAUUCUCGAUGGCAGCACGUAUUAUAGCGUCCGGGGACCAUUUUAUGUAAAUACUGAAGAAAGUAUUGCUCCCUUCCGCCUCCAGUGUGGCUCCGAGGCCGGACUGCUAAUCACAGGGGAAGAAGGGGUUAUCCACUUCCGGUCGCCGUGCUGUGCAGCUGGGUGCACAACUCGAUUUUUCAUUGACUCAACUUCUGGGUCAGAGUUCAGUAUGGAAUUUCUGGACUUUAACGUUCCGUCGCCUCUCAUGCUCAACUCGGACGGAUCUUACUCAUGCACAGACAGUCGAGUGUUUUUUGCUUUUCAGAGUAUCGCCUUUUGUGGCAACAUAGCCCCUAAACCAUUUAAAGUGGCCCCGGCUUUUGUAGACAUGAGAGUGGAAACACGGAAGAACAUGCUAUGUCGUGACGCAAUUUCCUUUUCCUUAAAAUUCCGGAAGUGCGACAGAAGGGAUCGGGUGGUCAGUAUGUGCAAGUCACAGCAUACAGUUGUCCAUGAGGGUCAGUCUGGAUUCAUCACGUCCCCCGGGUACAGAGAAGGUAACAGGUAUCCGCCUUAUACUCGCUGUGAGUGGGAUAUCGAAGUAUCAAAUAACAGCGUUAUCCAACUGUCCUUCGAGUUUUACCAAAUUAGCUACGGUAUCGAUUCAGUAAGCAUUUCCACAAAAGGACAUCCUCAUACUGACCAACACCAUGCUGUAGACGUAUCUUUCUUCCAGGCUGACUACCGUGUUAAAGAUGGUUAUUUCCUCACCCUUCCCAGCUACCGCGCCAAAGUUGCGUUCUUCACAGAUAGGUACAGCCACGGCAAAGGGUUUAAAAUGUGGUACACGGCUGCCAGUAAAGAUUCAUACAUUCCGGUAAUUGACAAAUUUGUACUCAACUGUUCGGGCCAUGAACUUUCCCUUCCUCUACACAUUCUUUGUGAUUUUCGAGACGAUUGCGAUGGACGAGAGGACGAAGCGAAGUGCACUUACGUAAAUGAAACUUGGUGCCCUGAUGGUCACGUCUUCGGGACGAGCUGCUAUCAUCUCCAAGCCCCACAUUCUACUGUCACUUGGCAAAAAGCAGAAGACAUUUGCAUGCAGCAAUACAAUGGUCAUUUGGUUACCCCAAAUUCGAAAGAAGAACUGAAAUUUAUUUCCGACCUCAUUAUUGUAAAAUAUCCUGUUUCCACGCCCUGGUAUCUGGGUUUCAGACAUUCGAGCUUUGGAGCUGAUCUUUUGUAUCGGAAGCUAUACCAAAGCCUGGAUGGGACUACUAUAUUCAAUGGAUUCAUACAGCAGUUCGUCUCGGACAUCUCUGCCACGUGCGCUGCAUGGGACUACAUGACCGAGCUUAAUCAAAGGGAAGUAGCCAACAUACCCUGCUUCGAGAUCUGGACCAAAAUAGAAUACGAUGUAAUACGUUCUACGUCUUCUUUUCAGCAACAAAACGUUCAUAUAGCCUGCGAGGUUAGAAGAGCAUCAGAAGUAAAACCAAUCUUAGCUUCCUCCCCAACCGUUGUUUGGGCAUCGAAAAGGGAAAUGUUUGAGUGCGUCGCUAGUAAAGAAAGAGUCUCAAUGUCAAGGCGAUGUGACUGGGUUUCUGACUGUUUUGACGGAAGUGACGAAGUCGACUGCGCUGGUCUAAGUGGCACACCACUGUAUAGGCGUUUUACCUGUACGUCUGGACGUCUGCUCUGGUACUCUCACGUCUGCGACGGCGUCAGCGACUGUUCGGACGGUUCGGACGAGGAGUUCUGCUCUCCGGUUCCCGUGGACAACAAUGACCUGACGGUAUGUGCCAAUGGGAUCCCGGUGCCGUCCUCCUCGUGGUGUGACGCUAAACCCGACUGUCUGGACGCUUCUGAUGAGCUAGACUGCUCCAGGUGUAACGGUGGGGCCAUCCUGUGCCCGUCUGUUGGCUGCUUGCCGCCCCACUGGGCACACGACGACGCCCUGGACUGCCACGCAAGGGACCAGAGUGGUCAGUGGAUCCUGGAACCUGACUUUGUCCCCCACACAGUUCAGGCUCAGCCACCACCAGGCGUUGUCAUGCCAGACGGGUACGGGAAAGUGACCAUCCUGCCGUUAGAUGAAGGGGACCCGUGUCCACCAACACAUGUCCAGUGCCCCAAAGGAUACUGUGUACCCAUCUAUAUGCUCUGUAACGGCCACAAAGAUUGCCCAGAGGGAGAGGACGAGCUGGCAGAGACAUGUCAGUCUUUCUGUAAGGGUCGCUUUAAAUGUCACCAGACGUCCAUGUGUCUCCACGAUGACCAUGUGUGUGACGGCUGGUUCCACUGUCCGCUUCAUGACGAUGAGAGAUUUUGUUUUGCAAACGACACAUGCCCACUUGGAUGUGCGUGUUCAGGAGAAGAAAUGACUUGCAACUCUGGUUCCAUGAUCAGUGACCUUGGGCGCGUGAGGCGACUGGAUAUAUCUUACAUUACUCUACAGAACGAUUUACUUACUAUUCAAAACCACUAUUUAAUCUCACUAUUUGCCCACAACUCAAGCAUACGCCAACUCGGCCAUUUGGGCAUGGUUAACCUAUACCACCUAGAUUUAAGCGAUAAUUAUUUAAGAAAGUUAUCCCUGGACACUUUUGAAAAAACUCAGGGAAUCCGUCAACUCUCACUAGCCAGGAACGAAUUAACAGAUGUGGAUCUGCAACCUAUAACAUCUCUGAAAAACCUUGAAAUACUCGAUCUUUCUGGUAACGUCCAAGUUCGUAUUAAAUCAUAUUCCUUUACUGGCCUAUCCAAAUUGACAACCUUGCACCUGGAUGACAUGGGCAUAGCAGUGGUAGAGCAUAAUGCGUUUGAUGGACUUGAAAAACUGGGUACACUCACUAUGAAAGGGAAUUCAAUGUCAGUUUUCCAGAAAAGUGUGCUGUUAGGUUUGUCUCAGCUUUCCUCCUUGAGUAGUGACAAUUACAAGUUGUGCUGCCCGAUCAUGAAACCAGAAUCCUUGUCCAAGGGAACCUGCCAAGCCCCAAAAGAUGAAAUUUCUUCCUGUGAGGACAUCCUCCGGACGUCCUUUCUCCGCGUUUUUCUGUGGCUCAUGGCGUCCCUGACAAUCUUAGGCAACAGCUGUGUUCUCGUUUACCGGUUCUGUGUAGACCGCAAGCCUUCAACACUGGGUUUCAAUACGUUUAUCACUAACCUCAGUGCCUCUGAUCUUCUCAUGGGGAUGUACUUGGCUAUCAUAGGUGCAGCAGACCAAGUCUACAGGGGACGCUACUUGUGGGAAGCAGAAACCUGGAAAAACUCGAGUUACUGUUCCUUAGCUGGGUUUCUGUGCAUGGUAUCCAGUGAGGUGUCCGCCUUCACCAUCUGUAUGGUCACUCUAGAUCGGUACUUAGCCUUGGCAUUCCCACUGGCAAAUGUCCACCUUACUCCGAAGAGAGCUCGACUCGUUCAGAUGGUCACGUGGGUCGUCGGUGUCCUGUUUGCUGGGAUUCCCCUAUUACCUUCCUUGUCUCACUGGCGGUUCUACUCCCAGAACGGCAUAUGUGUCCCGCUGCCAAUCACCCGUGCCAGUUUCCCCGGGAGCAACUAUGCCUUUGCCAUCUUCAUCAUGCUUAACUUUGUCAUAUUUGUGAGUAUUGCCGUAGGGCAAAUUCUCAUAUUCCGCUCAGUGAGGGCGAACAGUACCAAGAUGAAGGGAGCGACAACAGCAAAUCGGAGAAACCAGGACACCGCCAUUGCACAAAAAUUAGCUCUUGUUGUGAUCACAGAUUUCCUGUGCUGGUUUCCGAUUGGAGUUAUGGGUCUACUUUCCAAAACUUCUGUUCCAAUCCCCGGAGAAGCAAAUGUAGUCGCGACCAUCUUCAUCCUGCCUCUGAACUCUGCCCUGAAUCCAUACCUGUACACGUUGUCUGGCGUGAGGCAGAAACUACAGCAAAAAUCUUCAAAUUUG